AUGAACUUCUUCAACCGAAACCGCCAACGCUCUCCAGUAGACUCAGUUAGAGUCCUGAAAGACUAUAUCCAACGGUUAGAUGCGGGAUCUGUUGAUCAACGCAAGAAGGUCAGUCUCGAUGUUCCAGCUCGCGCUGCCACUGUUGAGCACUCUUGGAAUACAACGGAAGAGUGCUCUCGCUUAAUAGGCACUAUCAAGGCGUGCCUCUGUGGAGAAGGCGAUGGCGACCACUCGCCAGAGACUGUUACACUGGUUGCGAACGAGAUCUACAACCAGGACUUGCUGUCUCUGUUUGUCGCCCGUCUGCCAAAGCUGGAGUUUGAGAUCAGCGUCGGUAGCUUCCAGUGCAGCAUUCACCUCGACAUCGCUUCCGCCGAGAUGCACGGAACUAUCAGAGAGACGGCCGCUAACUCUUAUCAGGCGCGCAAGGAUGUCGGCCACAUCUACAACACGCUCCUCCGUCGAUCUAUCGGUUCACGCUUGCCAACGGUAGAGUUGAUCGUGAACAAGCCGGAGAUCAUCUUCGCAACGCUUCGAGGGUAUGCCGACGCCGAGGUCGCCCUCAACACGGGAAUGAUUCUGAAGGAGAUGCUCCGUUAUGAGCCGCUGGCCAAGAUCCUGCUCUACUCGGACCAUACAUCGAGGACACAACAUUUGGCAUCUCGUGAGACACUCACGAGACACAAGCCCAUGGUCGCGGCGUACCUUGACCACAACUACGACCGAUUCUUCAACAUGUACAACACGCUCAUCGUGUCAAACAACUACGUGACGAAACGUCAAUCGCUGAAGCUCCUGGGCGAGAUUCUCCUGGACCGCGCAAACUACACGAUAAUGACGCGGUACAUUGCGUCGGAGGCUAAUCUGAAGUUGAUGAUGAACUUCUUGCGCGAUCGCAGUCGGAACAUUCAGUUCGAGGCGUUCCACGUUUUCAAGGUCUUCGUGGCGAACCCUAACAAGCCACCUGAAAUCGCGAGGAUCCUGCGCCGCAACAAGGACCGACUCCUUGUGUUCUUGAAGGACUUCCACAAUGACAAGGACGAUGACCAGUUCAACGACGAGAAGCAGUUCUUGAUCGCGCAGAUCGAACGUCUUUAA
Molecule: messenger RNA, 1098 nt
Organism: Trichosporon asahii var. asahii CBS 2479
Lineage: Eukaryota; Fungi; Basidiomycota; Tremellomycetes; Trichosporonales; Trichosporonaceae
Product: transcriptional repressor
Exons: 9
Coding region: 1-1098 (365 amino acids)
Biological process (GO): intracellular signal transduction
Molecular function (GO): protein serine/threonine kinase activator activity
Source: RefSeq, a predicted model, not a curated record